GUAAAAUUUAAAAAAGAUUGAAUAAAUAAAUAUUGAAUAUUCACAAUUUCACAUUUCACAAUCACGAUAUUCAAUUGCUAGUAAUUUAACAUGUAAUUUGUAAAAUAUUUUAUUGAUCUAAUAUUUAUAUUAAUAAAAUCUUUAACAGAAUACGAUUUCGUCAGGGUAUUUUCUGUACAUCGAUGUAGCAACAGAAAGUACUGUAAUCCAACCUGUAAUUUUAGCACAAACUAGUAUCUUGUUAAAUAUUAUAUCAAAAUGUUAAGAGCAAUAUCUUUAAUUUGUGUUGAGGGUAAAAUGCUGCGCCGUAAUGAUUUUUUAAAACUAUUUCCAGGUUCACAACACUCAGUUCACUCAAGUUUAAAGCCUGACCCGACAGUAGUCAGCGACGUGAGUGUAAAGAAUGUGAGACCAGGGACAGAAGACGUUUCACACUCCCCACCGCCUUCGACGCCGCCGCCCCUUCCUCCCUCGCGCUCCCGCCGCGCCCUCACCUUCAUCACGGCCGUAACUUUCACGGCCUCUCUCGCCGGAAUUUAUCUGUAUCGGAAGAGAACACACGACAAAGAAGAUGUGCUGUUCAAGAGCGCAGAAAGCGGCGAGUCGGUAGCGCGGACUUCGUGUUCGCCGGAGCGCGGAGAUCAACUGCCGGCGCACGCGCAGUUCCUGCUCGUGGGCGGCGGCACGGCCGCCUUCGCCGCCAUGCGCGCCGUUCGCAGCGCUCGUCCCGACGCGCAGGUGCUGCUCGUGUCGCCUGAGCGGGCGCCGCCGUACAUGCGUCCGCCCCUCACCAAGGAGAUAUGGCGCGAACCCGACCUCGCCGAGCGCGCGCUGUCUCCCGAACGUCUCACCUUCCGCCAGUGGAACGGCAGACGGCGAUCCCUCCUCUACGAGCCGCUCGCCUUUUACACGGCGCCGGAGCGCCUUCGCGACGCGGCGCCCGGCGCCGGCCUGGCUCUGGGCUGGCGGGUCGUCGCCCUCGACCCCGCCGAGCGGUGCGCCGUGCUGGAGAGCGCCGCCGGAGAGCGGGCCGAGCUCACCUACGACGAGUGCCUGGUGGCGAGCGGCGGCAGGCCUAGACGGAUCGCCGCGCUGCGAGACGUCGCCGCCGCCGGACUCUCCGUCGCCCUCGGCUCCGUCGACGACGUCGCGGCCCUCGCGCGCGUACUCGACGGCGGCCGGCGCACGGUGGCGGUGAUCGGCGGCGGGCCGCCGGGCGCCGAGUUGGCGGCGGCGCUGGCCGACCGCGCCCGAGUCGUGCACGUGUACCGCGAGAGCGCGCCGCUGGAGACGUCGCUGCCGCCGAAUCUCGCGGCGGAGGCGGCGCGCGCGCUGGCGGCGCUCGGCGUGGAGGCCGCGCCAGGCCUGGAGAUCGUCGGCGGGACGGCGUCGGGCGACCGAGUGCUCCUCGCGACGGCGGACGGCGGCACCCUCGAGGUGGACGCGGUGGUCGAGUGCGCGGGCACCGAGCCCGACGUGGAGCGCCUGGCAGGCGCCUCCCGACUCGAGACGCAUCCGACACUCGGCGGCCUCGUGGUGAACGCGGAGCUGGCGGCGCGAUCGGGCCUGUGGGCGGCUGGCGACUCGGCCUGCUUUUACGACGUGUCUCUGGGCCGUCGCCGCCUCGACCUCCACGAUCACGCGGUGGCCUCAGGCCGCCUCGCCGGCGAGAACAUGGCAGGCGGGCGCCGGCCGCGCGCCUACGAGCACCGGAGCAUGUUCUGGAGCGACCUCGGCCCCGAGCUCGGAUACGAGGCAAUAGGUGAAAUAGAUUCGAAGCUGCCGACCGUCGCGGUGUUCUGCGAGGACGCCGUGCGCGAAGCCAAGGAGACGGCGACGACGGCGGACGGCGCGGCGAAGCGAGCGGACGGCGGCGUGCGGUACGAGCGCGGCGUGGUGUUCUACCUCCGCGAGAGCCGCGUCGUGGGCGUCCUUCUGUGGAACCUCUUCAACAGAAUGCACCUCGCGCGUCAGGUUCUGGCGCGGGGCGAGUUCGAAGACUUGUUCGAGGUGGCGAAAUUGUUCGCGUUGCACGAGGAAGACUAGAGAUAAUAGUUUUGAUCUGUAUAUAAUUGCGUUGCUCCCUAUUAAAGCUUCCUUCGACCUAAA
This is a messenger RNA of Pieris brassicae (large cabbage white), 2109 nucleotides long. Its product is annotated as putative apoptosis-inducing factor 1, mitochondrial. The record is from RefSeq and is a predicted model, not a curated record. Lineage: Eukaryota; Metazoa; Arthropoda; Insecta; Lepidoptera; Pieridae. Gene Ontology annotation, biological process: mitochondrial respiratory chain complex assembly; apoptotic process. Gene Ontology annotation, cellular component: mitochondrion; cytoplasm. The transcript is spliced from 6 exons. The coding region runs from base 259 to 2046 and encodes 595 amino acids. Gene Ontology annotation, molecular function: FAD binding; NAD(P)H oxidase H2O2-forming activity; protein dimerization activity.